Molecule: messenger RNA, 1523 nt
Organism: Talaromyces stipitatus ATCC 10500
Lineage: Eukaryota; Fungi; Ascomycota; Eurotiomycetes; Eurotiales; Trichocomaceae
Exons: 2
Coding region: 696-1430 (244 amino acids)
Source: RefSeq, a predicted model, not a curated record
AAUCAAAGACAUACAUACAUACAUACAUGUCUGCGUGUUGAUCAACGUGGUCUAACGUAUCAGCAAUCCUUACUACGAGAUUUCCGGCGGCAUUAAAUGAAUUUGUGAAAAUAUCCAUGGCUGCCCGAGCCGGAAGCCAGUAACUUAGUUGGUUAGUUGGUCAAUUAGUCAACUAGCUUCUGAUCGACCUUCUUUCUAUUUCUUCAACUCUUUUCAGAACAUGUCAUUUCGCUUAUAAGCAGAAAUCUUUGCAAGUAGAAGAAAAUAUCGCAAUCAUUCAACCGGGUUGCUCUUCUAUCGCGGGAUCCUCUACUUCUCCACUCUUCGGUCUAACAUCGUAUCGCAUCACCCCUCCAUCGGAAAAAUCUUACAAGAAUUUUGAACGAACGCCGAAUAGAAAUCUCUUCUAUUCAACCCGUUUUCACGAUCAUUGUUACGUUGCCAGCGGUCAUGAGUAACAUCCGGUCACUGGCCUGAAAGGGUGCAGUGCAGUCAGUGUUGUUUCACGGUGGAUACAUACACGCCUCGGUGAACAUUGAAUGAUCUACUCGGACUUUGCAAAAGUCGCCAUUCUUCUUCCAUUCAGACGGUCUUCCUGAUCAUAUACUUGCUUACAUCGAUCCCUGGCGAGUAUGCUUCGUGGUGCUAUUUGAUUGACGGCAGGCUUGCUGCGCAAACACUACUACGCAUUACGAAUGAGUCGCCGUAAUCAGAAACGUACUCUCAUCCCAGUGAUUGUACACGAUAGCAACUCAAGCAUCAUAGCAUCAUCAGAAAGCAUGGCUUCCGCCAUGCCAGUUCCGAGCUUGUCGGCAGGAUCUCGAUCCUCUGUAUCGGACAUAUCAUCAACCGAGUCCCAGAUGAUAUCGAAGAAGGCCAAGCCUAGGGUCAAUGUCAUCAAUAUCCUCGAAGCAGACAGCACCGGUAAUCUCGUCGCGUCACCACCUGCAUCAUCUUCGGAGACGGUGAUGUAUCACUGUCUCUUCUACAUCCUCCCCUGCGACCACCAAUCAGAUAACAUCGAAACUUGGAAAACACACGUUCUCAGCCAUUUCCGGGGUACUCGGCUCCCACCCACAGCAAUCUGCCAAUGGUGUCCCCUCGACUUCAAACUGUCCACCGACCCAAACCGAACCUGGGACGCAAUGCUCACCCACGUUGCGCACGACCACUUUGAGCAAGGCCAUACGCUUGCAGCAAGUCGACCAAACUUUGAGUUGAUGAAGUACAUGUAUCAAUCCAAAAUCAUUACCGAGGAUCAGUUAAAGGCAAUUCAGCUCUGUCCGUCGCCGGAUAGUCCUGCGUAUCAUCCAUCGCAGGACCCGGUUAGGGCUAGUAUCGGGUCUGCUGAUGAACCGUAUUGCUCGACAUAUAGUCCGCGGAGGGAGAAGAGAUUGAGACAGCAGCGGCAGGGGAUCAGUGUGGUAUAAUCCUGAUGCUCUCAUAGAUCCAGCAUGUUGAUCUGCUGGAUGGAUGGAGAUUUCAAUGUUCCCAUUUGAGCAAAGUCAACAAAAGUCUCUGUU